GCUCUCCCGCCUCCGGGUCUCGCCCCAGGCUGCCCGGGGAGGCGAGGACCCCAGGUCCAGCAGCUGGACAUGGAGACCCAACGCUCCUCACCUCUGUCCUUCCCCAGUGUUCUGCAAGAAGAGACCCCACGUCAGGCCCCUGCUGGACCCCCCCGAGAAACUCUGUUCCAAUCGCGUGUUGUUCCCCCCAAAGAAAUUCCUUCUUCGUCUCCCCCCAUUCCCCGACAAGCCUCCCUGCCCCAAACUCCCAAGCUAGAGACCUCUGGCCGAAUGCCACACGUUCUCCAGAAGGGACCCUCACUCCUGUAUCCUGCCGCUUCUGAGCAAGAGACUCGUCUCCAGGGUCGCCCGGCUUCUCAAGAAGAGACCCAGUAUCUGCCCCCAGCUGCUGCUGAACAAGAAAUAUCACUUCUGUCCCACUCCACCCCCCACCAAGAAGCCCUCCUCCACUCGCCUGAAGUUCCUGAGAAAGACCCCCUGACCCUGUCCCCCACAGUUCCCGAGACCGACAUGGACCCCCUCCUUCAGAGCCCAGUUUCCCAAAAAGACACCCCCUUCCAGAUCUCUUCGGCAGCCCAGAAGGACACACCGCUCCCAACAGCAGAGAUCACCCGCUUGGCCGUGUGGGCUGCCGUCCAGGCCGUGGAGAGGAAACUGGAGGCCCAGGCCAUGCGGCUCCUGACCCUGGAGGGGCGGACGGGGACGGCCGAGAAGAAGCUGGCGGACUGCGAGAAGACGGCCGUGGAGUUUGCAAACCAUCUGGAGAGCAAGUGGGUCGUGCUGGGGACCCUGCUGCAGGAGUACGGGCUGCUGCAGAGGCGGCUGGAGAACAUGGAGAACCUGCUGAAAAACCGAAAUUUCUGGAUCCUGCGGCUGCCCCCGGGCAGCAACGGAGAAGUUCCCAAGGUCCCUGUCACCUUCGAUGAUGUCGCCGUCCAUUUCUCAGAGCAGGAGUGGGGGAACCUGUCGGAGUGGCAGAAGGAGCUCUACAAGAACGUGAUGAGGGGCAACUAUGAGUCUCUGGUUUCUAUGGACUAUGCAAUUUCCAAACCAGACCUCAUGUCGCAGAUGGAGCGUGGGGAGAGGCCGACCAUGCAGGAACAAGAGGACUCCGAGGAAGGCGAGACGCCCGCGGAUCCCAGUGCUGCACACGACGGGAUCGUGAUUAAGAUCGAGGUGCAGACCAACGACGAGGGCUCGGAAAGUUUGGAGACGCCGGAGCCCCUGAUGGGACAGGUGGAGGAGCAUGGCUUUCAGGACUCCGAGCUGGGCGACCCGUGUGCGGAGCAGCCAGACUUGGACAUGCAAGAACAGGACAACACGCUGGAAGAGUCCACCGAAGGCUCCAGCGAGUUCAGCGAGCUCAAACAGAUGCUGGUGCAGCAGAGAAACUGCGCAGAGGGGAUCGUGAUCAAAACCGAGGAGCAGGAGGAGGAGGAGGAAGAGGAGGAGGAGGACGAGCUGCCGCAGCACCUGCAGGCCCUCGGGCAGCUGUCGGGGCGCUACGAGGCCGGCAUGUACCAGACCCCGCUGCCCGGGGAGCUGUCCCCCGAGGGCGAGGAGAGCCCCCCGCCGCUGCAGCUGGGCAAGCCGGCCGUGAAGAGGCUGGCGCCGCCGACGCACGGGGAGCGGCACCCGGGCGACAACCGCGGCUCCUCGAGCCAGCAGCAGCGGAACCGGCGCGGCGAGCGGCCCUUCACCUGCAUGGAGUGCGGCAAGAGCUUCCGGCUGAAGAUCAACCUCAUCAUCCACCAGCGCAACCACAUCAAGGAGGGGCCGUACGAGUGCGCCGAGUGCGAGAUCAGCUUCCGCCACAAGCAGCAGCUCACGCUGCACCAGCGCAUCCACCGCGUCCGCGGCGGCUACGCGUCCCCCGAGCGCGGGCCCGGCUUCGCCCCCAAGCACACGCUCAAGCCGCGCCCCAAGUCGCCCAGCUCGGGCAGCGGCGGCGGCGGCCCCAAGCCCUACAAGUGCCCCGAGUGCGACAGCAGCUUCAGCCACAAGUCGAGCCUGACCAAGCACCAGAUCACGCACACGGGCGAGCGGCCCUACACGUGCCCCGAGUGCAAGAAGAGCUUCCGCCUGCACAUCAGCUUGGUGAUCCACCAGCGCGUGCACGCGGGCAAGCACGAGGUCUCCUUCAUCUGCAGCCUGUGCGGCAAGAGCUUCAGCCGCCCGUCGCACCUGCUGCGCCACCAGCGGACUCACACGGGCGAGCGGCCCUUCAAGUGCCCCGAGUGCGAGAAGAGCUUCAGCGAGAAGUCCAAGCUCACCAACCACUGCCGCGUGCACUCGCGCGAGCGCCCGCACGCCUGCCCCGAGUGCGGCAAGAGCUUCAUCCGCAAGCACCACCUGCUCGAGCACCGGCGCAUCCACACGGGCGAGCGGCCCUACCACUGCGCCGAGUGCGGCAAGCGCUUCACGCAGAAGCACCACCUGCUGGAGCACCAGCGCGCGCACACGGGCGAGCGGCCCUACCCCUGCACGCACUGCGCCAAGUGCUUCCGCUACAAGCAGUCGCUCAAGUACCACCUGCGGACCCACACGGGCGAGUGAGCGCGCCCGCCGCCGCGCCGCCCGGCCAGGUGCGCCGCCAGCUGCGCGGCCCGGCCCG
This is a messenger RNA of Lynx canadensis (Canada lynx), 2614 nucleotides long. It is a transcript of the gene ZNF777, whose product is annotated as zinc finger protein 777. The record is from RefSeq and is a predicted model, not a curated record. The transcript is spliced from 6 exons. Gene Ontology annotation, biological process: regulation of transcription by RNA polymerase II. NCBI's taxonomy places the organism in Eukaryota, Metazoa, Chordata, Mammalia, Carnivora, Felidae. Bases 70 to 2556 code for a protein of 828 amino acids. Gene Ontology annotation, molecular function: RNA polymerase II cis-regulatory region sequence-specific DNA binding; DNA-binding transcription factor activity.